Messenger RNA from Terrapene triunguis (Three-toed box turtle), 1536 nucleotides. Its product is annotated as zinc finger protein 3-like. Bases 778 to 1515 code for a protein of 245 amino acids. Gene Ontology annotation, molecular function: DNA-binding transcription factor activity, RNA polymerase II-specific; RNA polymerase II transcription regulatory region sequence-specific DNA binding. The transcript has 2 exons. Gene Ontology annotation, biological process: regulation of transcription by RNA polymerase II. NCBI's taxonomy places the organism in Eukaryota, Metazoa, Chordata, Testudines, Emydidae. The record is from RefSeq and is a predicted model, not a curated record. Gene Ontology annotation, cellular component: nucleus.
UUUUCUUUAACCAUCUUAAGGUCUGUUUCUUUAUCUGGUGGUGAUGGGCGCUAUCGGGACAGGAUUGUCUUCCUAACAGGCCAAUACCACCUUAUUUCAGUGUGAUUGGUUUGGGAGGUGAGGAUGUGACCCUACGCUUCCCAGCUUAUGGCUGCCCCUGCUGCUUAGCCAAAGGCCUUAGCCUAAGAACAAGGCCUCAGACUAUCCUGGUGAGCGAAGGCCCAGACACAGGUGGACUGUGAUUUUGAUUCUUUAUUUUUAUACCCCUGUAACUAGCUAAGUGAUAAAAAUACACCUAAGUUCUUAAAGUACAGGCUUUACAGGCAGGCCUGAAUAUCUCUAUUCUAACAGUGGGUUCUACCCCUUGCCACAUUCUGUGUCCGUCUUGUCUAUUUAGAUUGUAAAUUCUUCAGGGCAUGGGCCAUCUACUAUUCUGGGUUUGUACUUUGCCUAGCACAAUGGGGACCCCCUGUUAGUUGGUCCUGAGCCAUUAAGGUAAUGCAUAUGAUUUAUUAUAAUAAUAACUCUCCUGCCACUUUGAGCUAAGGAAGCUGGCCUUGGGAUGUUACUGCUUAAAAAUGAGCUGGGGUUAAAACCAUGGAAUAUUCUGUGUGCCAAGUAUCCCACAAAUUCCACUGACCUCCCUUGUUUUCUUUGCCUGGAGUAGGGUUUCCAGUUUCCAAACCUGAUGUGAUCUCGCAGCUGGAACGAGGGGAAGAGCCAUGGAUCCCAGACCUCCAGGGCUCUGAGAAAGAAGUGCUCCUGAGAGGUGAUGGGAUGGUGAGUGAGAAUGAGGAGAAACCCCAGCAGGAAGAUGCUGAGCAAGUAGAACCACAUGGGACGUUAUCAGGAAGAUCCAAAGGGAACGUUUCCGGGAGUUGUGCACUCCGAGAAAAAGCAAAAGCCUGUGAGACUCAGCAGAGGCCAGAGGAAAACUUCAGUAGCCACUCAGACCUUAUAAUACAUGACAGAAUCAACUUGGAAGAGACACGCUACACGUGCUCUGAGUACGGGAAAAGAUUCAAUGGGAACGCUGCCCUUAUCACACAUCACACAAUCUACACGGGUGAGAAACCUUAUGGAUGCUCUGAGUGUGGGAAACGCUUCAUUGAUAGUUCAACCCUCAUCUCACAUCAGCGAAUCCACACAGGAGAAGUGCCCCACACAUGCUCUGAGUGCGGGAAAAGCUUCAGACUGAGCUCAGACCUUAUCACACACAGGAGAAUCCACACAGGUGAGAAACCAUAUGGAUGCUCUGAGUGCGGGAAAAGCUUCAGGCGGAGCUCAGACCUUAUCUCACAUAGGAGAAUCCACACAGGCGAGAGGCCCUACACAUGCUCUGAGUGCACGAAAAGCUUCAAUCACAGCUCUACCCUGAGCACACAUAGGAGAAUCCACACAGGAGAGAGGCCCUACACAUGCUCUGAGUGCGGGAAAAGCUUCAGUCGGAGCUCACACCUUAUCUCACAUCAGAGAAUACACAUGGGCAAGAACUAUAAUAAAUCCUUUGACUAGGGCUGGCCAAAGAAUUUUUUU